Molecule: messenger RNA, 5932 nt
Organism: Polyodon spathula (Mississippi paddlefish)
Lineage: Eukaryota; Metazoa; Chordata; Actinopteri; Acipenseriformes; Polyodontidae
Product: heat shock 70 kDa protein 4L-like
Exons: 19
Coding region: 279-2792 (837 amino acids)
Biological process (GO): protein folding
Cellular component (GO): cytosol; nucleus
Molecular function (GO): ATP-dependent protein folding chaperone; ATP binding
Source: RefSeq, a predicted model, not a curated record
UGCGCAUGUUCUGCGCGUGUUGCCGGUUGGCGACUGCAGUGGAAGUCUAGAGAGUUCUGUAGAAAUUUUGCUUCAUAGAGGUUCGCUGUGUGGUAAUAUAGACGCUUAGAGAAACCGGCUUUUGAUACAAGGUCACAUAAAAAGGAAGGUAGUCAUUGAGAUUUUAUAGACUGGGUAUUAACAUAUAUUACGUUCAUCCUUGCUUUCCUUUUUUUUUUUUUUUAAACAAAUUGGUAUAUAUUUUUAGGAGAAAGGGCCAUCUCUCCAUCAUCUUCAUUAUGUCAGUGGUAGGUAUUGAUGUUGGCUUCCACAACUGCUACAUCGCUGUUGCUAGGAGCGGGGGCAUCGAAACCAUCGCAAAUGAAUACAGCGACAGAUGCACGCCAGCAUGUGUAUCUUUGGCAUCCAGAAACCGUACAAUUGGAAAUGCAGCAAAGAGCCAGAUGAUAACCAAUGCAAAGAACACAAUCCACGGCUUCAAAAAGUUCCACGGCAGAGCAUUCGAUGAUCCCUUUGUGCAGGCGGAGAAGUCGAAGGUUCCGUACAGCCUGCACAAGAUGCCCAAUGGCAGCACUGGAUUUAAGGUGCGAUAUCUGGAUGAGGAGAGGCUGUUCACAAUUGAGCAGGUGACAGGAAUGUUGCUGACUAAAUUAAAGGAGACUUCAGAGGGGGCAUUGAAGAAGCCAGUGGUAGAUUGUGUCAUUUCUGUUCCCAGUUUCUUUACGGAUGCUGAGAGGAGAUCUGUGAUUGAUGCCUCUCAGAUUGCUGGUCUGAACUGUCUGCGCCUGAUAAAUGACACCACUGCAGUGGCUCUUGCUUAUGGAAUAUAUAAGCAGGAUCUUCCUACCCCCGAGGAGAAACCCAGGAACGUGGUGUUUGUGGAUAUGGGACACUCUGCCUACCAGGUUUCCAUCGCUUCCUUUAACAAGGGAAAACUGAAGGUUCUUGCCACUGCUUUCGACUCUUACCUGGGAGGCAGAAACUUUGAUGAAGUCUUAGUGGAUUAUUUCUGCGAGGAGUUCAAGAAGAAGUAUAAGCUGAAUGUAAAGGAGAACGUGCGGGCGAUGAUCCGUCUUACUCAGGAGUGCGAGAAGCUGAAAAAGCUGAUGAGUGCAAACUCUUCUGACCUCCCGCUGAAUAUCGAGUGCUUCAUGAAUGACAUUGAUGUGUCAGGGAAAAUGAACAGGACUCAUUUUGAAGAACUCUGCGCUCACUAUUUAGCAAGAAUAGAAGCACCUUUGAGAGCCGUGGUGGAACAAGCUAAGCUUACACGUGAGGACGUCUAUGCUGUUGAGAUAGUAGGAGGAGCUACACGGAUCCCGGCAGUCAAAGAGAGGAUUUCCAAGUUUUUCGGGAAAGACAUCAGCACCACACUGAAUGCUGAUGAGGCUGUAGCAAGAGGGUGUGCUUUACAGUGUGCUAUCCUUUCACCAGCAUUUAAAGUGCGUGAGUUUUCAAUCACAGAUGCAGUUCCUUACCCCAUCACCCUCAAGUGGAAAUCGUGCUCUGAUGAAGGUGUUGGGGAGUGUGAGGUUUUUAGCAAGAAUCACCCAGCCCCAUUUUCCAAAGUCAUUACCUUCCACAAGAAGGAACCAUUUGAUUUGGAAGCCUAUUACAGCAACCCACAAGAUCUGCCAUACCCUGAUACAAGAAUAGGCCACUUUGGUGUGCAGAGCGUGGUCCCGCAGCCUGACGGGGAGAGCUCCAAGGUGAAGGUGAAAGUGCGGGUCAACGUCCACGGCAUCUUCAGCAUCUCCAGCGCCUCUCUCAUCGAGAAGCAGAAGGGGGAGGGCGAGGAAGUCGCCAUGGAAACAGAGCCCACCGUUCAGAACGAGACUAAGGAAGAGCAGAAUAAAAUGCAUGUUGACCAUGAAGAUGCACAGCAGAAGGAACAAGCUGACUUGCCAAACCAGACUGCAGAGGAGGGAGCCAGUCCAGGAUCUGAAUCCAAGGAGAGUGGAGAUACAACAGAACAGCCUGCCGUUUCUGUUAAACCCAAGGUCAAGGUGAAGAGUAUUGAUCUGCCCAUACAUGCCAGCAUCAUCAGACAGCUGGAUCGAGACACGCUCAACAGCUUUGUAGAAAAUGAGGGGAAGAUGAUUAUACAGGACAGACUGGAGAAGGAGCGGAUCGAUGCCAAGAAUGCUGUGGAAGAAUACGUGUACGAUCUUCGAGACAAGCUAUGCAGCAUCUAUGAGAAACUUGUCAGUGAAGAUGAUAGCAGCAAACUUUCCCUCAUGUUGGAGGACACAGAAAACUGGCUUUAUGAAGAAGGGGAGGACCAACCCAAACAAGUAUACAUGGAUAAACUGGCUCAACUGAAGAAAUACGGCCAACCCAUUCAGGAGAGGCACAGGGAACAUGAAGAGAGACCAAAGGCUUUCGAUGAACUUGGAAAAAAGAUCCAGCUCUUUAUGAAGGCUGUGGAAGCUUAUAAAAGAAAGGAUGAAAGAUAUGACCACGUGGACGCUGCUGAGAUGAUGAAAGUAGAAAAGUGUGUCAGUGAGACGAUGGUCUGGAUGAACAGUAAGAUGAAUGCACAAAACAAGCUGAGUGUUGCCCAGGACCCAGUCGUGAAAGUGGCAGAGAUACUUGUAAAAACCCAGGAACUGGACAGUACCUGCAGUCCUGUCAUCAACAAGCCAAAGCCCAAGGUGGAGCCUCCAGCUGAGGAGAAGGACAUGGCAGAUGGGGCUCACAACGGCCCUGUGAACGGACAGAGCGGGGCAGAGGCAGCCAGCGAGAACGCCCAGCAGACGAAACACCCCACGGGAGAGAUGGAAGUGGACUGAGACUGAACGUCAAACCCCUUCAGGAUAUUCCAUCAUCGCAAUAUCGCACUAUAGGUUUCAUGCUAGUGUUAGACCAGGUUUACAAGACAUGUAUGUGGGUUGUAUCAAUUGUCUUUUUUAUAGUUUCUGAUUUUGUUUAAUUUGUAUUUUUUUUGCUUUUUUCUUUCAAUUUGAAUAAAUUAUUAAUUUGCCGUCAUACAGUAUGAGGUGCUUUGAGAUAUGGUAUCAUUUUCAGUGUGCUUUAUGUAUCAGCUUCUCAGAAUGAUUUGAGAUUGUAGAGAACCUUAUUGGAUUAUAAUGCACUACUGUGCUGCCCAUUUAUAGUUUUCAAUAGACAUUACAUUUUUAUUUCAAUAGACAUUUUGUUGCUUGGAAUGACUUUCAUACUAAAAACACAAAUAAAGCACCAACAGGAAAAGAGCAAAGUGUGUGCAAACUUUGUCAUUAGGUCGUUUCCACCGGCAUCGUGUUCAUUUCAGCGAGGUCCCGGGAAUCCCUUUCCGAUGUACCAAUGCAGUCCUUUGACUUUUAAUUAGAUUUUUUGUUUGUUUGUUUUGUGUAUUUCAAGAAGUUGCUCCAGUGAAAAGCAGAAACUUUUUUUCUUUUAGUUCAUAGUAAACAAAAGUUUCAGCUAAUGCCAAUGUACAUUUUCAGUUUUUUAAUCCAGUAUUACCCCAGUCUGGGGACCCUACUUGGCUAAGUGGACUCAUGUACUUCUAGAAUAGUAACUGUUGGAUUCUGAUGGGACUGCAUGACUUUGAGCAACACCAGCACUCCCAACAGGUGUCACAUUCACGUAACGUUCGAGUAACUUUAGGUUUGAUCUCAUUUCUGAUUCUUUUUGUUCAUUUGUUUGUUUCUGUGUAAGUUUCAGAUGUUUUCCAUUUUCCAUUGUGUUUUCUCUUGUAAGAUACUCCAGUUGCAACAGCUGAAUUACACAAUACAGAUUGCAUUCAAAUCUUUCCAUCAGUUUAUUUAUUUAUUUAUUUAUUUGGGUUAAUGGGCCUUGCUACUUAAGAGAGAACUAACCAUUAGUUGGUUUUAAUAAGCUGUCCUACUGCAAGUUUUUUGUUAGCGACUACAGUAGUACAUUAACAUUGCAAUUAAUUGAAUUAUAAUUCAGCAGAGAUGGCCUAGCCUUCCUUUAGACAUUGUUCCUCGUUGUGUCCAAUGGGUUUGACUUCUACUUAUUUAAAAAAAAAAAAAAAAAAAAAAGUGCUUCUGACACCAGGAACUGUAUUGAUGCAUUGCACUGGAACACCAAUUUAUUAGAGGAAUCAUCAUAAACAUUAGCUAUAAAUCAAUUUAAUAUGUAAAUACUCUGAACGGGAGGGAAAAGAACACCAACUAAGAGGGUUUUCUUGUUGUUAUUCAGAUAUAGUAAAAAGCGUACAGUGGAAAAAAGCGGUAUUCCCAUGACAAUAAAUAGAUUUAUGCUUGUAGACAUUACAAACCCAUCGUUUUAGCUGCCACUUAUAUACAAGAAUAUAUUAAUUGGUUAUGUUAUUUUUAUUAGUAAAUUGGCCUUUAACCCUUUGCGGUCCAAUGUAAAAUGUAAAAGCAGGAAAAUGUCAAUAAUGCAAGAAUUUAUCCCAGAAAUAUUUAUAAAUUGUACAAAUAGUUAAGUAUGACCUUGUACCAUUAUAUUUUCCAUCUUUCUGAGGGAAAUUAAAGCAAUGACCAGCAAGUCAUUGUUCUGCCCAAUUAGCCUUAUUAACUUAUCUAUCACUUGGAACAAAUAUUGGACUGGACUUGCUCCUUUGUUUCAGUUAGAGCUCAAGGGACAGGCAAUAUGACAAUAAAUGUAAUUUAAGAGUAAAACAAAAAUAUGAAACCGGUGCAGUUACCUCAUUUCAGUUCAGAGGAACAUAGGCCUUGCUUGUUCCUGCAGGUAGGAUUUGUAACACUAGUUUCAAAUCUGUUAGGAGGCUAUGUACUCUUGUGUGUGCACUGGCUGUACAAUUUUCUAUUUUUUCAUUUAAUACAUUUUGAAACUGCAAAAAAGGGAAUUCUACUGGUAAACACGGUCUAGCAUAGAGAAAAUAAAUGUUUGUUUCAAACUCAAAAUUAGAAACCAGAUUGAGAAGGAAGGCUGCAUGUUGAACAUUUGCACUGAACAGUAGGUGGACUGACAUAACUGUUUUAGACUACGAGUAAGGCAGAUACGUUGUAUGUUCAAUAUGGCUGUCAUGAGCAGAAUACAGUGUCUUGUGUGGCAAGUAAGAAUGGGCCAUCAUAUUUGGUUAAAGAUGUAUUCACAUAUGUUAUUGUUAAUUGCAUUUGUAAGGCCGAUCAGCUGUCUAAUCAGAACUGGUAUGAUGAUGAUUAUUUUGUCAGUUUCUCAGAUUUUUAUGCAAACCAAGUGUGUGUGUGUAUUAUAUAUAUAUAUAUAUAUAUAUAUAUAUAUAUAUAUAUAUAUAUAUAAUGAAUUUGCAAGUACAGUGCUGUGUUAAUUUUAGACCAGGAGACAGCUUUGUGUGUAGCUUCAAUGUGUACUGAUUAGUACUCAACUGGUUAUAAUCUGACAGCUUCUGUUAUUAUUUUGUUAGAAGCUGUAACAGAACUGCCUGGACCACUUUGAAAACUGUAAGUGUAAAAACGUUAGAUCCAUCGUGUACUGGCAAAGUGUUUGUUAAUUAAGAAUUGAGAGGUUUGUCAAAGCCCUUGUACUCUGUAUCAAGGAAAAGUGUGAUGCUGGAAGAGUCAGUCAUGAUUUUUUUAAGAUUAAACCAAAGGGUUUCCAUUAACCUUCACCCCUCUUUCCUAGUUUGCAAGUGAAACAAAAGGAUUUAAGAAAUUAGAAGCACUAAAUCACAUUGCAGUAUAUUAAUUCUCAACAUUCACAUACAACACAAUAUGGACUUGAAGGUGUGGCCUUCAUACUGGUUUGUUUCCCAGGCUUUUCCUGGUCUUGUCUCCACUUUAAACAACAAUAAGACAAACCCCUUUCUCCAGUGUUAAUGGAAGCCCUAAUUUGGACAUAUUUUGUCUUGAUGCAGAGUUCCAGUUGUUUGACAUGUCUAUAACUGGCACCACCUGUCUUUUCAGCUUUAAGCAAUAGUGAGAUACAGUUCAUCUUCCAUAGCAGCUGUGUAAUUAUUCAGUACCAAAAAGAGGUAUUAAAUAUUACAAAAAGCAAA